GCUUGGUCUGAUGACCACAAGGCCAGAGGCUACCUCAAAACCAAUUCCCUAGGGAAUGCAUUCGUGCAAUUUUUGAAAUUCUUUCAAAGCGAUCGUAGUACUUACACAAAUGCCUCCGCCCCUGAGGCGUCGCCAAAAAUACAUCAUCAUCAUCAAAAAACAUAAUGUCAAUGAGGAAAUCUGAUGGACCUUUUCUAAUUAUAUCAUCUGACACCUGAGUGAAACCUUGUGCAAUUGGUUUUCCAACAUCAACAUAGAAACUAUAUUAGUGUCCUCGUGCAAGUUUUACUUGUUAGAUUGUUAACUGUAUUGUAAUAAAAGUGGGAUCACUAACGUUAGUGAUAGCCAAAGUCCUCCCCCCCCAAAAAAAAACAUAAUAUUAUUACUAUUAAAGAAAAAAUAAUAAUCCCUACCUACCGACCCUAAUUUUUUUCAGGACUGAAACAGGAUACACAACAUUUUUUUUCCUAGGCCUAGUUGAACAUGACGUCCAGAUCGGAGUCAGCACGGAUCCGCCAGCUGCUACAGGGGCUGACGGAGGACGAGAUUCUGGAGCUGAUGCGGAUGAUCUCACCAAAGUUUGCCACGGCCGAUGCCGAAACACGGAAGAAAGCCAUGCUCCCAGACCCGAACGAGAAGAAGAGUUCAAAGACAUAUGAGAAAUUGAAGGCAGCCGAGCAACGUUACUUUGAGGAAGCGUACAGUGAGAACAGCGAGUUCUGGAAACCACUGACGAUAGAAGACGAGUCUGACUGGCUAAACAACCACCCAGAGUCAGGGCAGACAUUUCAUGAUUGGUUUACUAAGGAGUACCCCCAACACAGAGUCAAUCGCCAACGUCGCACCAUCUACAUCCUUCCUCUGGGGCCGUUUCCACCUGGGCAUGUAGGACAGUCUGCAGCUGCAGCUCCAGGUACAACCACAGAAGCUGAUGGCAGUUCUUCAGACAGGGGAGCUGCAGGCGGGGCCGAGGGCGGGGCCUGUGCAGGUUCAAGGUCAGACAAGGUCCUCCUGACGUGGCUGCAGAAGUUCUGCCAGUGUUUCUUCCUGGGCGUGGACGUCAAGUUUCUGGACCCGGUGCGGGUUCGCGAGGUUGGAUGCCACACAAGGAUCAACGAGCAUACAAAGCAAUGGCAGCUGCUGUCCAAGGACAUCCUGGACUACCUGGUGAGUAAGAAACCGCGCGAUGCCAUCUGCCUGGUCGCCGUCACCAUGUUGGACCUGUACCCCAGCGACUCCUGGAACUUCGUCUUCGGACAGGCCUCUCUCGUUACAGGAUGCGGUGUAUUCAGCUUUGCUCGAUACGACGACAAUUUCUACCACAUCCCACGAGAUCGGCCGAAAGCCAAGAAGUCAGAGCUGGAAGAGUUCAGCAUGCCGCCAGUCACCAGCCCACUUCUGCUCCGAGCCUGCAAGGUGAUGACACAUGAGCUGUGUCACAUGUUUGGCAUGAAGCACUGCAUCUACUUCUCCUGCUGCAUCAACGGCUCCAACAGUCGGGACGAGUCGGACCGACGCCCCGUCGACCUCUGCCCCAUCUGUCUCCGCAAACUCCAGGAGGCCAUGGACUUCCGCCUCGCCAUCCGCUUCCGCGCCAUGCUGCAGUACUGCACCAAGGAAUCCUGGGACGCCGGCAUACCCGCACCUCCUCUGGAGGCGUUCGAACCGUUCAAGAAGUGGCUGGAGAGAGUUCUGGCCUUCAUGGACAAACCAACAGUCGCUGGGAGUGAGGAAAGCAGCCAAGCUUCCGAUUAGCGACUAUAAAAGACUUUAGUAUUGGAUAUGCUUGCAGUAUACCAGUCAUUCCCCCUUCCUUUGCCAGGACAUUACAGUCAAACAAUGUGGCUAAUAGCAAAUGUAAAAGAAUUUUAUAAUCCCUCAAUUCGUCCUUGCUAGGAGUGUAUCCAUUCCCCAAGCUUUACAACAGGAACCAGUAGGGUGAUGAGGGUUACAGAUAGUUAAACUAUCAUUCAAAUGUGUACUAACUGGUGGAUGGAUCAUUGCACAUAUUAUGUAUUAUGUAAUGAGUCUAUAUAUCAAUCCAAUCCAAGAGACAGUAAUACUAAUAGAAUGUUGUUUUUUUCUGCCGGCAAUCAUAACACGUAUUGGAGCAUGUUUGCGUGUUCACACCCACUCCUUGGCAUUGGUUUGAGUCUAACAGUGACAGAGUCACUAACAACCCUGUCUGGGCAUACUAGUAUGUUGUAACAGUUGUGUAUGGAAAUCACAAAAAUGGUUGAUACAGCCAGUAGUCAUUUAAUACAUCCUCUUCAUAAAUAUCUCAACAAAAUAUAGUAGACAGUGCUGACAAAUAACGUGAUGCAUAUGAAAUAUGCCAGGUUCUUUUAAAGGAUAUAGAAAUUAGAAAUAUUGAUUUUUUUUUGCUAGUGUGGGGUUUGAGGUUGCAUGUCUGAUAUAUGUUACUAAUGUACAAAUGUACAUUUGAUUAUUUUUCUUAAGUUGUGCAUUAAUGUGUCAUAGCUAGAAUAAAAUGAAAUUCCAUAAGUGGCUCCAGAUGUCCAAGAACUAACUUCUUAUAACCUUCAAUUGCUUUUUGCUUAUAAUAGCUUUUUUCUCUUUUGCUCAGUUUUUGGCAAGUUCAUGUAGGUCUGCUUUGUAUUUCAAGUUUAUUAGAAGACAGAACAUGUUCAGCUUUUACUUGUUGAGAACUGUAGAAAAUACUAAGAGUUGUAUAUUUUGAUUGCUGCAUGUAAUGCUGGCAACAUUGAUACUUGAAGGAACUAAAUAUGCAAAAGAUAGUAAAAUUAAUUACCCAAGAGGUGUUACUUUUUAUUCUAGAAAAAAUCUAAUUGAGACCAUGAGAUAUUCUAUGUCCUUUGUCCAAUUUUAUUGUUGCUUUGAACAACAAUUUCCUAGCUUUUCAAUUACAUCACAUGUAGAAAUAUCAAAGAUAUUGAAUGUGAAAUAAUCUUUAAGGUUUCUGCUUUAUAGAAGUUUUAAAAUUCAUGUUUCUUAUCAUACAUCAUUGCACGAUAUUUUGGCAAAGCACAAUUAUAAUCUAUAUCAAUGUGCUUGUUUGUACUUUAGCAAUGGCAGUUAUGUCUUUUUAAAAUGCAUGCCACCUGUUAUGCUUCUGUAACCACCAGUUUUGUAAUGUCUUUAUUUUAAGUCGCUGUACUUGCCCUCGAGUAUAGAUGUAUAUGAUAGUUAUAUAUAUGUAUCACAUCUGUUUGUAUCAUCAUAUGAGAACAACAAAGCAACUUUUAUAUAAAUAAAUGACAUGAAAUCUUCAAAGA
Messenger RNA from Branchiostoma belcheri (Belcher's lancelet), 3257 nucleotides. RefSeq names its product archaemetzincin-2-like. Gene Ontology annotation, molecular function: metallopeptidase activity. The record is from RefSeq and is a predicted model, not a curated record. Gene Ontology annotation, biological process: proteolysis. Lineage: Eukaryota; Metazoa; Chordata; Leptocardii; Amphioxiformes; Branchiostomatidae. The coding region runs from base 484 to 1755 and encodes 423 amino acids. The transcript has 7 exons.